Acomys russatus (golden spiny mouse) is the source of this 497-nucleotide messenger RNA. It is a transcript of the gene Efcab10, whose product is annotated as EF-hand calcium binding domain 10. The transcript is spliced from 4 exons. NCBI's taxonomy places the organism in Eukaryota, Metazoa, Chordata, Mammalia, Rodentia, Muridae. Gene Ontology annotation, molecular function: calcium ion binding. The record is from RefSeq and is a predicted model, not a curated record. Bases 38 to 457 code for a protein of 139 amino acids.
GAGUCGAGCCGCCGAGACGCUAUCUGGUCGCUUAGCAAUGGCUCAGCAAGGCCCCAACAUGAACAUGGCGCAAAGCCGGGAGCUUCAGGCCAAGGCGUAUUUAGAAAAACAUCGGAUCAUGGAGUUACUGAACCAACUUACUAGCUCCCUCCUCUUUGUCCGACCAAAGAAACCGCGAGAGUACUUAAUCUCUCUUUUGGAGCGGCUGAGAAUCGCAAAGUUAACAGGUGUACCGUUUCCUUUCUUUAUGGACCACUCCAACAUCCUGGCAAUGUUUGAGAUGAUGGACACCUCGGGCCGAGGCUGCAUAUCAUUUGUGCAGUAUAAAGGAGCUCUAAAAAACUUGGGUCUGUGUACUGAAGAUGAAGUUCUGAAUGAUGAUGGACAUAUAAUAACUUUGGAAAAAUUCAGGGAUGAAGUGAACAGGAGGAUGGAGAAAAUAUGGGCAUCGUUUUAGUGACAUCUUAACUCAAGAUAAUAAAUGAUUCUACCAAGUU